AUGGAUCCCCAUUGCUCAAGCUGCUUUCUUUCUACCUGUACUUAUGCUGAUUGUCCUGUAAUAUACUGUCCCAAAUGUUAUGUAAAACUACAUGAAUGUAAACUAGAUGAACAUAUUGAGCAUACAUGUCGAGAAGUGAGUUUUUGACAUUUUUGAAUGUUUGUAAUAAGGAACAAGUAAAAGUUUAAAAAAAAGUUUUUAGACUUUAAGACGAGUGUUGUUUUUAGUAAAAAAUGACAGAAAUGUUGUUUUUAAGAAGUAAGAAUGUUGUUUUAGGCAGCCACGCCUUGUCUUCUUGCUCAGUACGGUUGCACAGCUAUCUUGCAUCGGAAAGCUUUGAGCAAACACUUGAUAAAUUGUCCUGCAAGUGUAGUAAGAUGUAGUUUCACAUGGAGCAGACAGUUUCUGUCAUUAGAUGCCAAGAAGUUGUUCAAGAAGAUGCACAGAACUUCAGAAUCCCUUGAGAACCUGGAAGAACCUCCAUCUGACAAUAUAGAGUUGAAGUUGGCACUGCUUGAUCAAAAAGUUUUAUUUAAUUCACUCAACUGUGUGAGAGAAGUUAGAGUAAAACAACGUGAAUUCAUGAAUCCACAACAUCCGAUGUUACCGUUACGGUAUUUUGUGGGAAAGGAUGAUAAUGUUGGUAGGGAACACGACAGUAGUGACGAGGAAGAAGACGCUAGGGUAAGUUAAGAUUCAAAGAAGGUUAAAGCUAUAUAUUUGCAAUUCUACUUACAGUUAUACUAAUUUACAGCUGCGGAAGUUAAAUGCGAAGAGGAAGAUCUUUGCUGGUUGUUUACAAUGUAAACUAGAUCCCAGUGCUCAGCACCUGCAUACUUUGGGGGCAGCCAAUACGGAGUACGAUUUGUCAGUAAAGGAAGGGAAGAACAGGUUCUUCACUAACAGCAUCCUACCUCCAUUCAAUGCCUCUUAUGGGUUGUUUGUAAGAUAAUUACCCUUUUGUCAUCAUAGUUUUAUAACUACUUUCACAGGUUUACAAUGAAUAUACCAAAGUGAAAGCAAUUAAAAGUACACUUUAUUACAUAAAAUUAAUACUACAAUUGUAGUUGAGCUUGGAAACAGACAAAGCGCCAAUCCGAACACUGAGCAACGAGAUGAGGAAGCUGGUCUACUUCUUCAGUUGCGAUCAAGAUGUGAGGAGAGACGAGAUCAACCACCACAUCUUCUACCACCAGAAGUUCCGUGGCUGUGACAACCGCUACAUCUGGUGUCCCUUUAACUGUGGGUAUGGCGUGAGUUUGACACAAACGGAGGAAUUACGGUAAGACCCGCUGUGAUAUAACUCUAAAGGAUUAAGGCUGGCUGACAGACUGGAUACCGUGUUAUUUACCCCCAAUAAUUCUGGCAAUGAGACCCAAAGAGAUUACCAGCUAAAUCUCGUCUUGAACGUCAUAACCUUAGUGGAGCCAUAUUUAGAUUCACAUCAACUCAACAGUCUUUCCUUUACGUGCUCUACAGUACGAAACCAUCUUUUUAGUAGUUUCAGUAACAGAUGGAUGGUGCAGCCAAAGUGGAAGAAGAUCGUGACAGAAGAGGGAGCAUCUUGGCAGAUAGACGGCCUUGUAUGUGAUUUUAAAUCGUUAGUUCAAUAAGUCGAAUUGAUUAAAAAAACAAUAUUUUUAAAAAAUUUUUUAAUUUUUCGAAACAAACUAAACGUCAAAAAGGGAUCUUUUUGUUUUUGAAAUCAAUCUUGGGUCAAACUUUUCUAAGCAGAUUUAAAAGUUACUAGGCUCCAAUAAUUAAAAUUUAUCAUUUUUUGGGGCAUUAAACAAUAAGACCUCAAAGAUUUGUUCUUGGUAUGACCAAUACACGGCAAAAUGAUACUAUAAAUGUUAUUAUAAACAACAUUUCAACAAGAUACCGAGCAGCGCACCUUAUUUUCUUGUAAAAGUGACUUAUUUACCAGAAUAUUUUGUAAUUUUGAAAAUAUUUUACAGAAAUCUUCAUUUUCCAAAGUACAAUCCAAUGUAGACGAGCUUUACCAUUCAACUACAGAGCUACUGAAUCGAAGGUUGGAAGCUCAUGUAGCUGGGUGUUCUUUCCGAACUGAUCUUUGUGUGCCGAGCACAUUCAAGAAUCCAGAUUUUAUGGCAGAGUUGGCGAGUAUUAGGCGAUAG
Messenger RNA from Bursaphelenchus okinawaensis, 2138 nucleotides. The record is from the annotation of a GenBank genome assembly. NCBI's taxonomy places the organism in Eukaryota, Metazoa, Nematoda, Chromadorea, Rhabditida, Aphelenchoididae.